UUUGCUCCAAAAUCCAAACCCCCCCCUACUCUCUCUCUCUCUCUCUCUCUCUCUCAUAUAGAAAUCAGGGCCAGGAGCCAUUUCUCGGUCUAUCGACUUAGGAAUUCGAAUUCUUCCCCCUCUCUCCAUAUCUGUGAAUUUUGACAAUGGAUAGCUUACCGACGACGUCGAAGCCUGAGAGACGAUGGAGAUCGAAGAAUCUUCAAACGAGCAAGUCCUCCGUCGUCAUGGCUUUCUUUUCUUGCCUUGCCUGGCUCUACGUCGCGGGCAGGUUGUGGCAAGAUUCAGAGAACAGAACGUUGCUGGCUGAUCUUCUUAGGAUGAACUCGGGCCAGAGACCAAAGGUUCUUUCCGUUGAAGAUAAGCUAAUGAUCCUUGGAUGCAAAGAUUUGGAGAAGAGGAUUGUAGAAGCUGAGAUGGACCUAACUUUGGCAAAGAGUCGAGGAUACCAGUCAAAGCAAAGUGGUUCAUCGUCAGGCCAGAAGCUUCUCACUGUUAUAGGAGUUUAUACUGGAUUUGGUAGUCACUUGAAGCGCAAUGUGUUUCGAGGCUCUUGGAUGCCAAAAGCAUUGAAUGGUAUAAUCGUCAAAGAGAUGGCAUAUGUGAAAUCAUUGCCACAAAACUGCUUCUGCGAAGCCUGCGACAGUGAGAGAAGAGGGCUUCCUGAUUCGGCAAAGUAUGCAUGGGGAAGGGCAUGGUAUGAACCUGACUGGUGGAAAUUUGGGGAUGAGAAAUCGUACUUUCAACAUGCUGCUGGUCCUCUGAUUAUACUUUCCAGGAAUUUGGCUCAGUACAUUCACGUAAACAGCGCAUCUCUAAAGACUUAUGCUCAUGAUGAUGUAUCAUUGGGUUCAUGGAUGAUGGGUCUCCAAGCAACAUAUACUGAUGAUGUUCGUCUGUGCUGUGGCAGCUCCAGAAAAGAUAAGGUGUGUAGCGUGGCUUAUUAGUGGAGAUUGUUUCUUUAAAUCUGUACUAACGGCUAAUGCUUCCGACUUUCUUGGCUGGCUGUUUAUGUUGGCCAUUUGGGGAGUCCUGUGGGGUUGCUAACAUUGCCAGCAGAAAAUGUUUUGUGCGUGUGCAUUUGUUUUGUUGCAUUUUGAGUUGCAGUGAGGGAUCUCUAUGAAGCAUUAGAUGAGUUCACUGAAAAUUGGUGACGAGUUUUCUUUUCCCCCGUUACUGAGAUAGAUACACAGGGAAAACAAGAAAAACAAUAUAUCAUGAUUUUGCAGACAAAUGAUGUGGGACGUUUGAUAUAUUGUAAUUGGGCGUUUGUCCUUUUUAUCCUUUUUCCUAGUGAAUAAUUUUGUUUAUGAAAGUUCUCUUUUGUUUCCAUGAGAAAGGGAAAUGUAAUGGAAUACAUUGGGAACAUUCAAAUU
Messenger RNA from Malania oleifera, 1376 nucleotides. RefSeq names its product hydroxyproline O-galactosyltransferase HPGT3-like. Gene Ontology annotation, molecular function: hexosyltransferase activity. NCBI's taxonomy places the organism in Eukaryota, Viridiplantae, Streptophyta, Magnoliopsida, Santalales, Ximeniaceae. The record is from RefSeq and is a predicted model, not a curated record. The coding region runs from base 147 to 947 and encodes 266 amino acids. The transcript is spliced from 9 exons. Gene Ontology annotation, cellular component: Golgi membrane.